Messenger RNA from Amphimedon queenslandica, 1765 nucleotides. RefSeq lists its product as uncharacterized. The transcript has 9 exons. Bases 32 to 1705 code for a protein of 557 amino acids. Lineage: Eukaryota; Metazoa; Porifera; Demospongiae; Haplosclerida; Niphatidae. The record is from RefSeq and is a predicted model, not a curated record.
UGGACUACAAUUUAAUUACCUGAUCCCUUCAAUGGAUUCACUAGACUCUAGUGUCAUUAUAGCUGGACAGAAGCUCUUUAUCCUACAAGGAGACAGGUCUGACUCACUCCAGUGGGAGAAAUAUGGAUUCAGAUUAGAGUGUCCUCAAGGAGCAGUGUCCAAGGAUACUGAAGUAGCUGUUACUGCACUAGCUGGUGGUAAUUUCAAGGUACCCAAAGGUACUGUGCUAGUGAGUGCAGUAUAUGCAAUAUCAGUAUCUAAGGCACUAUUAAAACCACUGGUAAUAGAGCUACAACAUUGUGUGGAUCUAAGGAACACUAGUCAGACUGGUUGCCUCAAGUUUGUGAGAGCCCCACUGAAGUCUCCCAAUGCUUACCAGUUCAGUAUAGUUGAAGGAGGAUCUUUUAGUGUAGGGUACAGAUAUGGUUCUAUUGAACGUGACGAAUUUUGUGCUUUUGGUAUUGGACAUGUUGCUAAUGGAGACACACCUAAUGGAGGUGGGAAUGGAUCAGAGAAUGAUACAGUAACUCAAGGAACAAAUAAUGAUAGUGAGGAGGAGACUAAUGGAGACACACCUAAUGAUAGCAGUAAUGGAGCAGGAGAGAAUAGUAGUGGAGGAGGAGCCACUCCAUCAACAAGUACUACACCACCUCAUGACUCAAUUAAUGAUGAUCCUUCUCAGUUAGUCCGUGAGGUAGAAUCCCAUACUACUGAUGAACCAACAGUACAACAGUUAGAUCAUGUACUACAUGUAAGUGAUUCUGAUGGACCUACAGCUACUGUAUCCAGUGAACAGUGUCCAGCAAGGAAUGAUGAUGAAUCACUGCAAUCUUCUACUUAUCAUUCCACUUCACAGUCAGACAAUAAUGCACCUUCUGAUACAUUGUAUUCUGGAAUGAUGUACUAUGAUAAGAAAGAAGUUGGUUGUUGGAAAGCUAUGUAUUCUGUUGUUAGAGAUUUGGAAGUUCUUAAAAGGUAUUUAGAAAGCAAGCACAAAUCAAGUAUUGAAUAUGAUGAUGUUGUUGACUCAUUUAAGUUUAUUCAACCAAAUGGAACUCUUGAAUUGACUCUACACACUGGACAUCAGGUAGGAUGGACUGUUAAUCCUAUCAGGAAUCCAAUGAAAUUAUUUCAAUCAAGAGUUGACCAGUUUCCAUUAACUCCCUCAUAUGCAACCUGUAGUAUGUCAGUGUAUGCUAAACCUGGUAUUGCUAAGGAUCCACUUCAUUGUCCUAUUAAAUUAACUGGAAUAGAUCCUUCAAUGACAAUCUAUAUUGACCGAUGGCCUCCACCUUCAUCACCUUCAUCAAUGAUAGACAGUGCUAGUAGCUCAAGCUCCUCUACUGCUAGUAUCAGUCAAACCAGGAGAGAGACUGAAGAAGGUACAUUUAGAUCUGAUAUUGCUCAUAGAGUAAUGACAGAAUGUACUGGAAUGAUAAAGGAAAGGCUUGAUCUAAAUACAUUAGUAGAUAAGCUUCUUGAGAAGAGGAUGAUAAAUGAACGAGAGAAAACUAAAGUUCUUGAUGAAAGAUGUGGAUUAACUGCUAACCAAAGAAUGGAUGAGCUGCUUAGUUUAGUUAAAGGAUCCAUUAGAGAGGAUGGAGAAGAUUUUGGUUUGUUUCUAGAAAUAAUUAAACAAGAGAAUACAAGAAGAGCUGAUAGACUAGCACAGACACUAUUAGACAAUUAUAAAAGAUUAUUAUAAUUUUGCUUUUCCUUCUCUUCUUCGAUUCCUUUCCCUUCUUCUUUUCUCUCCUCUCCUUUC